GGACAUCUAGCCUUAAGUCAUGCUUUCUAAUCAAAACGUUUACGUUGGUCCAGAAACGACUAAAUCAUUUUUGACUGGGAACUCAAGUUAAUACUGUUUCUUUUAACUUGGAUUUAUUUCAGACUCUAUUAAUCAUUUAUCUUUGACUAUCCAGUUUGUUUUUUCUCUUACAUAUAUUUAUUUUGCUUGGGUCUUGUCUUUCCAGGAUCUUAAGUCUCUGUGUGCUUUGCUGUUACUUUUGUUUGUGUCUUUCUGCUAUCAAAGAUGAGACCACUAUUCCUACUACUUCUAAUACAUAUUUUUCUUCAUCUGUUAUUUUUGCAAUUACUGCAUGUGGGGCUUGAUAAGAAUAGUGGUUCCUUUAUAACCCACAAACAAACUUCAGGCUAGCAGAUGGCAACUGUCUGUCAGAGCUGUGGAGGAGAAGUAGCAGCCCUUCUUUCUAAGUGAGGAUGGAAAAGCAGGCAUGAGGCUUGCCCAGAAUCUGGUACUGAAUGUACCUCAUUGGGAGUUGCAGUAGGUUCUCUUAAAAUGUUUUCUUCUUUUAAAUUUUGAUUCCAUCCACUUUGUGUGGAUGUAACUCUGAGAAAGUUACUAGCUUAAAAAUAUAUGAAUCACCGAUCUGGCUCGUAAUCCGUUGGACAUGUAAAUACGAAUCUUUACUCAGUAUCAUAUUAGUGAGCUUUAGAACUGAGGAAGUGGCUUUUGUAACCUGUGAUGCUCACUGGUUUGGGGCUUUUAUAUGCAUGACCUUUAGAUUGCAUUAGCUUUCUGUUAGUGAGCAACUUGAAUAUUUAUGAAUGUUUUCCUUAAGUUGCUCCAUUAUAGCUUGCAUAACGAGUUCAUUACCUCUUCUUAUGUGACAGCGAUAAGCAUUUUUCCCUCUUCUGUUGUUACAUUUAAAGUACAUUUAAAGUACUGUAUUUCCUUUAACUUCUAGAGAGAGGAAUUAAAUUUCAAGCUGUAUGCUUGUCUUAAAGCUAAAUUUUGAGUGUUAAGAAUUAUGUCUUUAAUACAAAAUGAAGAGGUUUCCUUCAUUUUUUCAAGAUGCGUAUGGAAGUUAGAGAACAUUUGCUUAUCAUUGAAAUUAUUUUGAGAUAAAAUUAAUUUUUGCUGGUUAUUGUACAUACCUUUUUGACACUAGUUAUCUAAAUAACUAGUUUGAGGAAUUCUUAAGAAGAGGAGUGCCCAAGUGCACUGUUUAUGUUUAUUUCAGUAAAUUUUCUCAAAACUUGCAUAUUUUUGACUGUCAUUUUAUAGUAUUCCAAACCAGAAAUUUGAUGUCUAGACUUUGCAUUGUGGUCUGAGAUUUGAAAUGACUAGUCAGAAAUGUUGAACAGCUUGAGAAGCAGUUUUCAUAAACUGUGCUUGAAUUUACACGGUUUAGAAGGUGACAUUGAUUUUUCUUUUUUCUUCUUUUCUUUUUGACUAGGCAGGAACUUUGGGUCCAUCAGGCUUGUAUUUCAGUGCACAAAGAAAUGCAACUCUUAAUUUAGCUGAAGUACAUCUAUAGUGGAUACCUACUUGGUGUUCUCUGACUUGCAGUAGGAAUGACAUGAUAACUCUGUGAUAGGCUCCUCUUUUUUUUUUUUUGUUUUUCUUUUUUUGAGCUCUGUAUCCCAUGGUGAAUAUUUGGUGGCUCUAGUUCCCUUUCAACUAGUAGGCAGCAGAUGCCAAGGAGUAAACUUUGAACCUUACAAGAUGUGAAUAGACGCAGAAAGGAGAAAUCAUGUGGUGCUGAGGCAGCAUAUUGUCCUGCUGUGAGCAAGGGCAACAAGGACUUGGGUUUUGUGAACAAACCUGAGUCUCGUUCCCCUGUCUCAUCACCACUGCAAGCUUCUUGAAGAUGGCUUGUGAAGUAAUUGGAACGUGGGAUUAGGGAGGCAGGAGCAGAACGAGUGCCAUUAGAGGUCAGUUGUGCUCUGAUGAUUUAUAGAGCACCGAAUCCUAGAUUGAAGAGGCGGAAUUUUCCUUCAUGGCUCACAGGUCUGAAUCCAAGCUUUUCAAUGGCUCUGAGAAGGACAUCUCGUUAUCUGCAAGCAAACUUACAAAAAAAGAAUCUCUCAAGGUUCAAAAGAAAAAUUACAGAGAAGAAAAGAAGAGAGCUACAAAAGAAUUACUUAGCACUAUCACAGACCCAUCAGUUAUUGUUAUGGCUGACUGGUUGAAGAUUCGUGGUACCUUGAAAAGCUGGACCAAACUGUGGUGUGUACUGAAACCAGGAGUGUUGCUUGUUUACAAAACCCCAAAAAAUGGCCAGUGGGUGGGAACAGUGCUCCUGAACGCUUGUGAACUCAUUGAGAGGCCUUCUAAAAAAGAUGGCUUUUGUUUCAAACUUUUUCAUCCUUUGGAGCAGUCCAUAUGGGCUAUAAAGGGUCCCAAAGGUGAAGCAGUUGGUUCUAUAACUCAGCCGUUGCCCAGCAGUUAUUUGAUCAUCCGAGCCGCUUCAGAAUCAGAUGGCAGGUGUUGGAUGGAUGCCUUGGAGCUGGCACUGAAAUGUUCAAGUCUGCUUAAACGUACAAUGAUUAGAGAAGGUAAAGAGCACGAUUUGAACUCUUCAGCAGACAGUACUCAUGUGUCUCUCUAUGGUCUGCUUCGUGCUAACAACUUGCACAGUGGAGAAAACUUACCGUUGAAUGACAGCGAAAUUGAAAGGCAUCACUUUAAAGAUCACGAUAUGUACUCUGACAAAUCUGAUAAGGAAAACGACCAUGACCACGAAGAAUCUGAUAAUGAUGGAUUGGGGAAAAGUGAAGAAAGCGAUAGUGACACAUCGGAGCGACAGGAUGAUUCUUACAUUGAUCCAGAACCAAUUGAUGUCAAGGAAACUACUUAUGUAGAACAGAGUCAUGAAGAACUUGGGGAGGCCGGGGAGGCUGCUCAGACAGAAGUAGUGUCAGAAGAAAACAAAAGUCUGAUCUGGACACUACUGAAGCAAGUCCGGCCAGGAAUGGACUUAUCCAAGGUUGUACUGCCUACGUUUAUCUUGGAACCUCGUUCUUUCCUGGACAAGCUGUCUGAUUACUACUACCAUGCAGACUUCUUGUCUGAAGCUGCUCUUGAAGAGAAUGCUUACAACCGCAUGAAAAAAGUAGUGAAGUGGUAUUUGUCAGGAUUCUACAAAAAGCCAAAGGGACUAAAAAAGCCGUACAAUCCUAUACUUGGUGAGACUUUCCGCUGCAUGUGGAUUCAUCCAAGGACGAAUAGCAAGACGUUUUACAUUGCAGAACAGGUGUCACAUCAUCCUCCAAUAUCUGCCUUCUAUGUUAGCAACAGGAAGGAUGGUUUUUGCCUUAGUGGUAGCAUUCUGGCCAAAUCAAAAUUCUAUGGGAAUUCAUUAUCUGCCAUACUAGAUGGAGAAGGACGACUAACAUUCCUAAACAGGGGAGAAGAUUAUGUAAUGACAAUGCCAUACGCACACUGUAAAGGAAUUCUUUACGGCACAAUGACCUUAGAGCUUGGGGGAACAGUCAACAUCACCUGUGAGAAAACUGGCUACAGUGCAACAAUUGAAUUCAAACUCAAGCCUUUUUUGGGUAACAAUGACAGUGUUAACCAAAUAUCAGGGAAAAUUAAGCUUGGCAAAGAAGUUCUGGCUAUUUUGGAGGGUCACUGGGACAGUGAAGUUACUAUUAGUGACAAGAAGACAGAUGUUUCAGAGACAUUUUGGAACCCAACAUCUGAUAUCAAGCAGCGUAGAUUACCUAGAUACACAGUGAAGUUUGAAGAGCAAGAUGACUUUGAGUCAGAGAAGCUUUGGCAACAAGUGACAAGAGCAAUAAAUAAUAAAGACCAAACAGAAGCUACUCAAGAGAAAUACGUUCUGGAAGAAGCUCAGAGAAGGAGUGCCAAAGAGAGGAAACUUAAGGGUGAAGAGUGGACGUGCAAGCUGUUCGAUCAGGAUUCAGUUACAGGCGAAUGGCACUACAAAUAUGCGGAUACCAGACCAUGGGACCCUUUGAAUGAUAUGAUCCAAUUUGAAAAAGAUGGCACCAUCCAAACAAAAGUUCGACAUCGGACACCAAUGGUUAGUGUUCCAAAAAUCAAACGAAAGCCAGCCGGCCAGAAGAAAGGAGAGUGUGGUUUCUCAUCCCCAGAGCCCGAUAACCAGGAUUCCUCUGGGAGUGAAGCACAACUUCUGAAGCAUAACACAAGAAUAAGGAAAAAAGGGGCAGACCUUGGUGAACUGCAGAGUGCCAUUGAAUCUAUAAAGGAAACACAAGAAGAAAUUAAGAGGGACAUUAUGGCUCUGCGAAACAGAGUCACUUCUAAUGCACCACCUGUGGACUACCAUUUCUUGCAGUUUAAGCACUAUGUCUUCAUUUCACUCGUGGUUCUGCUACAGCUUACCAUUAAUUUCUUGUUCAAAUAGGAAAUGUGAACAAGGGCCUUUCUGAACUGGAAUGAUCAAACUGUUACUGGGGACCAUAUUUUAAGUCAGACUUUAAAUGAUGCAAUAUUAUCUAAAAGAGCCCUGUAGCAACAGCUUACAGAACUUCGCCUCAGCAUCCAUGGUUCAGAAUCAUACUCCUGUCUACCCAGCUGAAGUAAGAAUUGUGUAAGUGCCAGUACACUCUUGCUCCUGGUGUGUGCCUCUGUCUCACAGACAUAUGACAUCAGCCUUGUGUUUUCUAUUACGUCAUACGCUGUACUGAUGAAUCUUCACCACAGACUAGAUGAAGUUAAGUACUCAGAGGUCAGACCCUGUAGGUAGGGUGCAAUUCUUGUUAUGGUAGAAUGACAAACAAGCAUACUUUGUUACAUUUAAACUUCCCAUUUUUGUAACGAAGGAACUUUUGAAGUAGCCAACAGUUUUUGUAAAUGGCAUUGAGUGUUUGGAAGUAAACUUUUGUGUAAGGUCAAAUACAUUAUUAUACAAAGAUAACGAGCAUUAGGAACUGGCAAAAAGCUGAAGUCUUUGGGAAUUCUGCAGUGUAAUGUCCUUGAUUUGUUUCGGAAGUAUGAGUUUUUAUCCUGAAUUACUACUACAGUGGCUUGUAAGCCAGCUGUUUUAUUUUUAUAGUUUUAAAAUUUCAGAUUCUUCAUAAAAACAUUCCUGCAUCUACUGUACAGAGCACCUUUUUAACAGUGCAGCACCUGGGAAGGUACUGUCUUAGUCCACUCUCUCACGUGUUGUAAAUGUCAAGGAUUUACAGUAUGUUUGUAAGUCUUGAUAGAUCUACAGCUUUGAAUUUACAUUUGUGUACGGCCAUGUCACAGUAAGCAGACAGACUGCUGAUUGCAGGACUCUCUUGUAUUUGAAACAAAAUGCGAGGAUGUAGACGUGUGCUUGGUGUCUAGCUAGAGCUGAACCUCCCAAAAGGCAGAUGAUGUAGAACAGAAUUCGGGCGCUGUCAUGAGUUCACUUGCAAAUGAAACCAUGUGUGUUUGCAAGGGGAAAGUCUUCAGAAAUUGUGCGAUGGCUGACAACACGCAUAUCAAAGCAAAUGAGAGUGAAACACUAAGUCUUUGUUAAAUGCCUCCUUACUGCAGUAUAUACUACCUAGCAGAACACACGUGCACCUAUUCAUUAUGCUGUAGCUAUACAUAUGAAUGUGAAACUCAAGUUUCAAUUUAAAACCAGGGUUUCUAACAUUUUCAUUUGAAGAAAUAUAUGCAUGUAUAGAACUUGUACAAUUCCAGCAAAAAAGUUUAGUGCCAGUGUUUACCUGGUGAAUUCCUUAUGCCAGUCAAGCAUACCAAGUAAAAAGGGGCUGUAGUAUUGUAGAGGUACUCUCAGUAACCCAGAUGAGGCAACAGGAGGACAGGCGGCGCAACGCAAGGGGCAGCCAAGUUUGUUUUCAGAGGAUCUGCUCAGAAAUCAAGCCCAUCCCAGGCAGUGGAACAGUUCAGGGGCCACGUUUGGCAUUUUGCCAUGUCCUGGUUACCCCUCUGCCUUGGGUAGCCUCCCGAACUCUCUGUUCCGCAUCAGUCUCACUAUUAUUUAGUGAAAACACUAUAUUUAGUUGUUUAUACGUCUAGCUCAUGUAUCACUGUGGCUGAUACCUUCACACACCUCCCCUCUUUUUUACCUUUCCCCUUGUUUGGGUCUCAGCUACAUAGAAGUUUCUUGCUUAAGGAGUCAACUUCAGCUUAUUUCUUACAGCUGCGUAUUUGCAUAGUUUGGUCUUGAGUCAUUUUCUGCCAUGUGAUACCUUAACCAGAGUGAUCUUGUAUACAUGGGCAAGACCAAGCUUGAUUGGACUUCUGUCCAUCUGGAUUAUAUCUACAGCUGGUGAGGUAAAAUUUGUAAAUGUACAAAGUCCCUAAGUCUCUAAACAGAAACUAAAGUCAUUAGCCAUGUAUAAAAUGGCAUAAAGAAAGUAGAAUAUUACAGAAUUCUCAGCCUGGAAUUUGCCCAUUCGUUAUCACGUUCAGAUGUCGAAGCUUCACCUCUUUUAAGAUCCAUUACAGCAAGCCUUCAACCAUACUCUGUACGAGAAUACUACUAAAGAAAAUGAGUAUUUGGGCAAUAAUUUCAGUCCCCUAAAAUAAUACUCUGCUAAAUUUGUGGUGCUGAAACUCUUGACUGAUAGUUACAAGCUUUUAUCUCCCUUGUAAAUAGAAAUAUCCUUCUGCCCUUUCAUGUUGAUUUUUUUAGUCACUUCUAUUCAAGAUCCCUUAAUAACACAGUCUGCAUGUGUUUUUACACAGACUGCAUGGUAGUAACUCUGGAUUUGCCUCAGCCAGCUGGCUGGCAGCACAGUGCUGGACAACGUCAGACUAAAUAGAUACUCUAUAUCUGAAAUUCACGUUCAGUUCACGAUAAGUAAGAGACUUGAACAGAGUGAGACAAAACGCCUGUGCUUAUUUUCAACUUAUUUUUUUAGAGUUUAAUUCUGUUGUAAAAGCUGUUUUAGUGAUGAUCCAGGGAAGCGAAGGAUAUAUGAUGAAACUUCUGGAAAAGUAACAUUGCAGACCUCUGCUUGACUGCAUGAUUAGAUAACCAAUAUCGUGGGAAGUGCAUCGAAAUCUUAGUAAUUCCCAUUUUGCUGCGGUUUGUAUGAUGUUCCCCCAUGUGAAUAGAACAAAGAAAUCUCCUGCCUGAUUUUUACAGCACAGCUUUGUCACAGGCAUGUAUGAAGGCUUUUCCGUAGCACAUCACCAUCCUCCUGUUUAACCACCAUGUGUGGCCAAUCUUGACUAUUAUGUACCUAAAGACUGAGCUCUGCACAUGAUUAUAAAAAUGGGUUGUACAGUUUGCAGAUGUGUGAGGGCUGUGACCUCCUCCUAGUUUUUAAAGUCUAAAACAGCACUUGUUUUCACACUUGUUUGAGUUUUUUCUUGUACAGGAAAUACUUUCAGAACUUGUUGCCAUGUGCUUUUGUUGAGUUUGGUUGGUUUGUUGGGUUUUUUUCAAAUGCACCCUAAGCCUUUAAUUUGCCAUUUAGGUACAGAUUGCUUAGUUAGGUAGAGAUGACCUAAGUUAAGAAAAAGCCAAUAUGCCAUGUGAAAUGUAGGAAGGAUCAGUUUCAGCAGCAGAUGAUGUUCUGCAUUUCACAUGUUGAUUCCUUUUAAUUAACUGACAGUACAUAAAUGAGGGUAUAGCCUGGUUGUGUCAACACCUGGCACCCCCAGCUAAAUCUCAUAAAUAGUUUGAAAGGUUGUCCCAUAAAACGUAACGAUGGUGGGUUCUUCCUCUUUCUGUUUGUUGUUUGCUGCCCUCCUGUGCCUUUGGCAAAUUACUUUUUUUUGGCUACACUGGUGUGUAUGAAACAGUUUGCAUUCAAUGUUUUGUAUGGUUUCUUAAAGGCUAUUGCUUUACCACUGUUUUUGUAAAUAACAUAUAAUGGAUUCUGUUCAUCUGUAAGUUUUAAUUAUUGUUAUUUCAAGGGUAUCCUCAAAUCACAGAAAAUUAAGCAGGUAUUCCAGUAUUGUAAACAGUGCCUUCUUGAUGGGUUUCUUGCUGUUCUGAGACAUGUAAAGAAGAUACGUCGAGUUUGUGCCAUAUGUAAUAUCUGAUGUUCUGUGAGGGCUUUUGUGUCUGAAAACUGACUUUCCUGCUUACUGAGACUCGGGGGGGACAAUGGCAACUAUUAAAACACAUUAAAUUAUUCCUUCUGUCUGGAGAGCCAGGAGUGGAGCAUGGGGGGCGUCUGAUACGAUGCAGUUGCACUACUUUUGUUUGUGGUAUUACAGAAACAGCCAUAACAAAACACCACCCUCAAGGACAAAUUAUUUCGGCUUUUUACUGUUAACGUGCCCGCUGCGGUGGCGCCGCCCCCCGGCCUCUCUCUUCGCCAAGCGGGAACGUCAGUCUCCACGACACGGAGCCCGCCCCAUCGCUGUGUUCCUGCCGCCGUUACCGCGCUGUACGCCGCCGGGGCUCGCCGUCUGUCGGAAGCGUUUGAACUGUGAGGGCGGGCCGCCGCCGCGCUCAAUAAACUCGUGUCGCAUCUC
This is a messenger RNA of Strigops habroptila (Kakapo), 8400 nucleotides long. RefSeq names its product oxysterol binding protein like 8 (gene OSBPL8). Lineage: Eukaryota; Metazoa; Chordata; Aves; Psittaciformes; Psittacidae. The transcript is spliced from 20 exons. The coding region runs from base 1976 to 4372 and encodes 798 amino acids. Gene Ontology annotation, cellular component: intracellular membrane-bounded organelle; membrane; cytosol. The record is from RefSeq and is a predicted model, not a curated record. Gene Ontology annotation, molecular function: cholesterol binding.